This is a messenger RNA of Mesorhabditis belari, 567 nucleotides long. Lineage: Eukaryota; Metazoa; Nematoda; Chromadorea; Rhabditida; Rhabditidae. The record is from the annotation of a GenBank genome assembly.
AUGAGUUGCGAGCGUUACGGCCUUCGAGCGUUACGGCCUUCGAGCGUUACGGCCUUCGAGCGUUACGGCCUCCGAGCGUUACGGCCUUCGAGCAUUACGGCCUUCGAGCAUUACGGCCUUCGAGCAUUACGGCCUUCGAGCAUUACGGCCUUCGAGCAUUACGGCCUUCGAGCGUUACGGCCUCCGAGCGUUACGGCCUCCGAGCGUUACGGCCUCCGAGCGUUACGGCCUCCGAGCGUUACGGCCUCCGAGCGUUACGGCCUCCGAGCGUUACGGCCUCCGAGCGUUACGGCCUCCGAGCGUUACGGCCUCCGAGCGUUACGGCCUCCGAGCGUUACGGCCUCCGAGCGUUACGGCCUCCGAGCGUUACGGCCUCCGAGCGUUACGGCCUCCGAGCGUUACGGCCUCCGAGCGUUACGGCCUCCGAGCGUUACGGCCUUCGAGCGUUACGGCCUUCGAGCGUUACGGCCUCCGAGCGUUACGGCCUCCGAGCGUUACGGCCUCCGAGAUAUCAAUCAAAUCCUCUUCUUUAGUGGGCAAUUUUUCAGCUGGCUUGCUGGUUUUUUG